CCUCUGUACACUGAAAAAAUAUGUCGUCUGUUCAUAUAUUUAGUUCAUGUGUCAUACGUUUUCUCCCCGGAAAAUAAAAUAUAAACCCUAGAAUCCAACUUCCAAGAUACACUCUUUCAAUUUUCAAAAAGGCGAUACAAUCUUUACUUUGCACUUUUCAUUCCAGAUCGAUCGUAAUCGGUUGAUUUGAAAGCUCAACUCCCUCCAUCUUUUCUGCCGGGCUCCUAAUCGCACAGUCUUACACUUUUAAUGGCGGAGGAAAAUAAUAGUAAUGAUACAAGACAUUCCGGCGCCGGCGAUGUCGAUGAUCGGAGCGAAGCAAGCGAUUACACUUCAGAAGACGAAGGAACAGAGGAUUACAGGCGUGGAGGUUAUCACGCUGUUCGAAUUGGCGAUACGUUUAAGCACUCUAGAUAUGUUGUUCAGAGCAAACUCGGUUGGGGCCAUUUUUCGACUGUCUGGCUCGCUUGGGACACUCAUAAAUCUAGAUAUGUAGCUUUGAAAGUUCAAAAAAGCGCUCAACAUUACACUGAAGCAGCAAUGGAUGAAAUCACAAUCUUAAAGCAGAUAGCGGAGGGAGAUCCUGACGAUAAGAAAUCCGUCGUGAAGCUUUUAGAUCAUUUCAAGCACUCCGGCCCAAACGGACAACAUGUGUGUAUGGUGUUCGAGUAUUUGGGGGAUAAUCUCUUAACUCUAAUCAAGUAUUCAGAUUAUCGAGGAAUUCCUCUUCACAAAGUUAAACAAAUCUGCUACCACAUCUUAGGAGGUUUGGAUUACUUGCAUCGGGAGCUUUCCAUCAUCCACACCGACCUUAAACCGGAGAACAUUUUGCUUUUAUCCACGAUCGAUCCAGAAAAGGAUCCACGAAAAACAGGCAAACCUCUCAUUCUCCCAUCUGAAAAAGUUCCACCGGACACCGGAGCUUCAAAAGAUAGUAAGAUUUCGAAUGGUGAUCUUACAAAGAAUCAGAAGAAGAAAAUCAGGAAAAAAGCUAAGAAAGCCGCCCAAAAUUCUUCCGGAAAGGAAGAAUCUGAUGAUGUUGAAGCUUGUAAAGAGAAAUCAAUGGAUUCCAGCCAUGGAAGUAGGAGAAGAAGCCGUUCAACAAGGAAGAAGCUGUUAACAGAGGUUGAUGUCAAGUGUAAACUGGUUGAUUUUGGUAACGCAUGUUGGACUUAUAAACAAUUCACAAGUGAUAUACAAACUAGACAAUACAGAUGUCCAGAAGUAUUGCUAGGAUCCAAAUACUCAACUUCUGCAGAUCUAUGGUCUUUUGCUUGCAUUUGUUUUGAGCUUGCAACUGGUGAUGUUCUCUUUGAUCCUCAUAGUGGUGAAAAUUAUGACAGAGAUGAGGAUCAUUUGGCUUUAAUGAUGGAGCUUUUGGGAACGAUGCCUAGAAAGGUAGCUUUAGGUGGAAGGUAUUCACGAGACUUUUUCAACAGACAUGGUGAUUUGAGGCAUAUCAGGAGGUUGAAAUUUUGGCCAUUAAACAAGGUGUUAAUGGAGAAAUAUGAGUUUAGUGAAGAAGAUGCAAAUGAAUUGGCUGAUUUUCUUGUUCCUAUACUUGAUUUUGUACCUGAGAAAAGGCCCACUGCUGCAGAGUGUCUUAAUCAUCCUUGGAUCACUGGUCAGAUUCAGAUGAAUAGUAGAGAGAGAGAUGAGAGGGAAGCUAUGGUGGUUGGAAUUGGGAAAAUAGCAAUUGGGGGGAGUUGACAAUUCGGAAUUAAGGUAAAGUUGAUGAGUUUUACAGGUGAUUAAUUAUUCUUUGUACAAUUUGGGGAUUUCUGUUUUGGGAUGUUUGUGUAUUGGAUUUGAACUUGUAAUGUGGUCGCACAAAUUGUACAUUUUAUUCGGUUUUGUGGCUCAUUUUAUGAUUGGGAUGACA
Lactuca virosa is the source of this 1882-nucleotide messenger RNA. The record is from the annotation of a GenBank genome assembly. NCBI's taxonomy places the organism in Eukaryota, Viridiplantae, Streptophyta, Magnoliopsida, Asterales, Asteraceae.